GUCAAGCCCCGGGGAUGUAGCCCUAUCGGUGAACCUCGUUAACAAAUCUCGGUGUCGUGCUCCUGUGAUUGCUUAGUCCUCGGAUGAUCGACGGUAUGCCUCGGAUUUAUUCUAACAGACAUUGGCGCCUUUAUCGACCGCUGCCCGCGGUUGCGCGUGCUCAGGGUCACCUUCCGUAAGGUUGAGGCCGGCUUGCUCGAAGCCGCACUCACCGCGCUUGAGGCCGCCGUGCCGCUCGGCCUCAUGGUGUCCCUUCUUGGCAUGGAAUGCGACAGACUUAAUACUUGGAGGUAUGGGGUUGAUGGCGUUCGUGUUGCCUCCCUUCUCCGCGGCGCGGCGAGGCUCUCUCCGCUGGAACUUGUCUUCGCUAGUACCCACGACUCUUUUGAAAGCAUUAAUGUCGACCUGCCCUGCUUCCAUUGCGCCAAGUCGAUCGAGAUGAAGUCGUACAACUUUCGUUUCACACAGCUAUCGGCCAGAGAGUUCUCGGCUCUCGAGAGGCUAUGCCUUGAGGCCGGGCUGCACCAUCGUAAACCUUGUCACAAUGGUCACCCUCUGCCUGCGCCUACGCGUGCUCAAGGUGAUGCCAGAUAGGUCCGUGUGUGAUGUUACAAUCAAUUCGGAGUCGCUGGAGGAGCUUGAUCUUAGUGUCUAUGGAGGAUUCAAAUGUCAAGGCAUCCAGAUCAUGACGCCGCUACUUAAGCAACUGAAGCUUGAAGUUCGUUCCAACUCAAACCUUAGGGUGUCCAUCUCAACCCCAAUGGUGGAGAAGGUCUCAUGGUUGCUUACAUAUAACACUGAGUCGUCGCUUAUUUUUGGUUUUUGGUCGCUUCAGAGCAUGAAAUUAGAGACGAUAGAGAGCUAUAAAUAUAAUGAUGGGGUGAGCGGCAACCAAGAGGAAGAUGCAUGUUUGCGCCCCCUACGCUGCAAUGUCCUUUCUUUGCACAUAUCUGCCUAUCCCUAUAAUCGUUUGGGUGCAGCGGUGAACUUUGCACUGGAGAUGGAGAAACUUCCGGUUACGAAUUUUACUUUAUUGGAGCUAUAUCUCAACGCAAGGGGACAUGUUUUAGGAGCAAUUGUGCAGCAUCUCCUUAUGAUACAUCACAUCCAGACUACUACACAAAGGCUUAAGGUUUUCCUAUGGGACAGGUGUUGGUCAAAAUGUCUUGAAAACUGUCCUUGUGAUGAGCCCAAGAAUUGGAGGAGUCAAAGUAUCUCCUUGACUCAUCUCGAAGAAGUGGAAAUCAACAACUUCAGAGGAGGGGACCGUCAGAUGGAUCUCGUGGCAAUGGCAUUGAGAUGGGCACCAAGGCUUAAGACAAUGACCAUCAAGCUAGCUGAUGAGACAGACAUUCGACGAUGCGCCACGAAAAUCUACAACAUUUGUUUGGCGUAUCCUUUCGUUAAUUGCUCUGUUUAUAACCGCUCCGGUGGACUGGUUUAGCAUACGUGCAUACAGUUACAGUGCUCCUGGAUGUGAGGGAGGUCA
Triticum aestivum (bread wheat) is the source of this 1489-nucleotide messenger RNA. RefSeq lists its product as uncharacterized. Bases 545 to 1444 code for a protein of 299 amino acids. The transcript has 3 exons. Lineage: Eukaryota; Viridiplantae; Streptophyta; Magnoliopsida; Poales; Poaceae. The record is from RefSeq and is a predicted model, not a curated record.